AUGAUCAUUGCAAUAUUCUUAUUGACCACAGUUUUUGCAUUUUCUAAAUACAAGUAAAAUGUGUUUGUGAGUAAACCAGAUUCACUCAAAAAAUUAGCAUACUAAUUGUCAAUAGCUUCUGAUUUAUAAAUUGACGUGGAUUAAGAUUAAGUAUUUUAUUUUAUAUAAUAAGGUUUGUACUUGGUUAAAAGAAUACGCUUUAUCAACAGCAUAAGAUGCUUAUUAUGCAAAGCUUGCAUCAUAGUUUUUAGAAGAGUGUUAAGUAGAUUAUAAUAUCGAGUUACCAAUGAUUGAUUAAGAUGAUUUUGAAUCAAUUUACUAUAAUUCACUUUUAAAUGGAUAAUGUCCAAAAUUGGAUUAUUACAUUACAGCAGGAGGUGCAGCAAAACCUAAUCUUAAAAAAUAAGAUGAUUCAUACAAAACAGCAGCUCAAGUAUAUUAUCUUGCUACUAUUUGCAAUGACAAUAUGGUUCAUGAUGCAAUAUAAGAAGCUAUUUUUAAUUUCUAAGAAAUAUAUGAUGGAGUCACAGCUAUUUUGGAUAGAGAUAAUUCAGCUGCAGUUACUGCAUAAAUAUUAUACUCAUUUUUUACUUUGAAUAUUACCAAUCUCCAUCCAAAAGUUUAAGAUUUUCUUAAAAAUCAGAUAUAUUAAUAAACAAUCAUUAAUUUUCUACUUUAAAGAACCACUGUCUAGGGUUCUAUUGAUGAAUAGUAUUGGAUUACUAAAUUAUUUUAAUUAAAUCAAAUAAAUACUAUUAUUUACCCCAUUUUCUAAGAUUAUUAUGUAUACAAAGAUAAAACAUAAAUAAAUGUGAAAUUUGUUAACAUUAAAGGUGAAAAGGUUUAACCUACAGAUGUUUAAGCUUUCAUAACUGAUGAUUAAAACCAAUAUUCUUAUACACCUAUAAAAUCUAAAGAAUUUAGUGGAUAUUUUGAAGUUAGUUCUUCUGGAUCACUUCCCUUUGAAAUACAUUUCCCUAAUUAUAUUGUAACAAAUCUUAUUUAAUAUUUAAGUUCAAAUAAACAGUUAAAGUAUUAUUAACAAUUGAAAUUGAAGAAAUUAUGUUUGAUAUUGUUGAUUCCAAAACAUCUAAACCAAAUUUCCAUCAUAGUGUUGAAAAUGGAGAAGUUUAUCCUGUUACUCUUAAUGCUAAUGAAAAAAGCUUCCUUCAUGUUAUCAUUAAAGUAAAUCUCUACUUUUAAAUAGACUAAAUAAUAAGUCAAAUAAUAAGUAGCUUUAAGAUUAGUUCAUCCUUAAUAUUUAUCCGCUACCACAUAAGUUUUUGUUGAAUAUGAUAAAAAAAGAAAAAUCUAUUAUGGUAUUAUUGAUUUUGGAGAUCCUGAUCAUAUUACACCUCUUAAUGCUAUUUAUUAAGUUGAAUUACUCUUAGCCGAUCCAAGUAUUGUUCCUUAAAGAUGGAGUUUCCUUAAUAUUGAUACUAAAUUUUAAGCUUAAACAACUUUCCAAAAUGAUAGCUAUUAUAAGUUACCUUAAGAAAUUGUUCAUCAAUUCAAUCAAGAAUAACCUGAAGUUCCAUUCCUUGUAAAUAUCAUAUUAUAUUCUAGUUUGUUUCGUUCUUUGUUUUUGUUAUUGUUUUAGCAUUUUUAUUUUUCCUUAGAAUUAUUUCUAAUUUGAAAUUAAACUUUGAUAAAUUACCUAAAGAUAAUCCAGAGAUUGUUUAUGUGUUUUUAACUUUAAUCAUAGGAUUAUUUGUUGUUCUAACACUUUUCUGGAUCAAAUUAAAUUUGAUAGAAACUGUAACCAUUUUAGGAAUCUUAAGUGUUCCAUUGGUAAUUGUUGGAAAUUACGCACUUUUAACAUUAAGAAAAUCAGAAAAAAUAGAUUGAUCAAUAAU
Molecule: messenger RNA, 1856 nt
Organism: Paramecium sonneborni
Lineage: Eukaryota; Ciliophora; Oligohymenophorea; Peniculida; Parameciidae
Source: the annotation of a GenBank genome assembly